AUGAGCGAACGUCUUGAGUAAAAAUUUGCCAGUGGUCAACUGACUAAGGGAGUUAAGUCCAGUGCACCACAGAAUCAAAAUUCAGAGGAACUUGAACAGACUCUUCACAACUAGGUCAUGUCCAAUACAUGCCCCAUUUGCUUUGAACUCUUCUUACCCCCAAAUAACUAGCCAUUCAUCCUCUUUCCCUGUGGACAUACCUUUUGUAAGAUUUGCAUUAGCAGUUACACGAAAUAAAAGAAGAAAUGCCCUUUCUGUAGACAGUCUAUUCAGUCUAUGGCUCCAAAUAUAUCUCUCUAGAAUCUGAUAUUGAGUGCUAACGAGAAAAAAGAUGAAGUGAUUAAGCGUCUUAAAGCCAAGCAAGAUCAAAUGCUGAAGAAUAACGCUUUCUCUACUGAUAAUAUGGGUCAAAUGCAAAGCAAUAACUCAUCUAUUUCUUCUCAAUUUGAUCAAGAAAAGUAUCUGAAUGACUACAAACUUUUGGACAUCAGGUGUGGAGUUCUGGAAGAAGAGAGGCAGGAUCACUUAGUGCAACUCUCAGAUGCUAAGAGUGCAAUUAGAGCUAAAGAAAUAACUAUUGAAAAAUUAGCUGAGGAAAGAGAGGAUUGUCAAGCAAGAAUGAGAAAGCUUCAAUAAGAGAUGAAUCUAAUUUAAGAUUUCCAAGAAAAAGAGUAAGAGUCAAUAGAAGAGCUAAGGGGGGAAAAAUCUCGACAUGAGUAAAGUAUGAAAUUUAUAGAAGAUGCACUAGCUCCAUUGAAAACUGAAAAGGAAAAAGUGUAUAUGAUGAUUAAAACCUUAGCACCCCAUUUAAUGAAUGAAUUACGCUGA
Molecule: messenger RNA, 828 nt
Organism: Stylonychia lemnae
Lineage: Eukaryota; Ciliophora; Spirotrichea; Sporadotrichida; Oxytrichidae
Source: the annotation of a GenBank genome assembly